Molecule: messenger RNA, 793 nt
Organism: Chilo suppressalis (striped riceborer)
Lineage: Eukaryota; Metazoa; Arthropoda; Insecta; Lepidoptera; Crambidae
Source: the annotation of a GenBank genome assembly
AAAAAAAAACAUGUGGUUGGUUAUUUUUAUGGUAAUGUGCUUUGAUUAAAAUAGUUAAGUUAUUUGAAAUUAGUUUUGUGUAGUUCCCCGGAUUUAAAGUAUAUCUAAUGUGACAUCGAGGAAUGUGCCAGCCCUGCCUUUCUUAUUAACAGCAAGUCAUACUAUCAAACCAUUAUCCAAUUUACUGCAACUGAAAAUGAGUACUUCAAGAGGUAAUUCAUCCAGAAAGAGACCACAGAAGUAUCAAAACAAGACGGCAUUUAAAAAUGAUUUACAUGACAGUAGCCACAAAACAAAAUUGUUAAAUUCGUUAGAAAUAUCAGGAGUGUGUAAUAGAUGCAAAGAUAUAAUUGGAUGGAAAAUUAAAUACAAAAAAUACAAAGCACUGACUGCACCUAGAAAAUGCAAAGGUUGUGAAGAAAAAGCAAUUAAACAUGCUUACCAUCUUUUAUGUAAUAAAUGUGCCUCCAAUAAAAGUGUAUGUGCUAAAUGCACAAAAUCUUUACAUGACAUUCCAUUAGAAGAGGAAAAAAUUGAUCCAGAUGUUCAAGUAAUUUUAAAAGGUAUUCCAGAGAGAAAACGACGUACCAUCUUAAGGUUUAUUAAUAAACACCAGAAUGGCCAACAGAAACUAACACCAGAGUUGAAAUUGCAAUGUGAGAAAUUACUAAAUGAUUUUGACAAGGUCUCAUUAGAGGAUGAAUUUGGUUUUUCCAGUGAAGACGAUUGUGAUAGUAGUGACAACGAGGAGCAUUAAUUUUUUUAUAGAUUGAUAUACUUGAUAAUAUAACAU